CAUAGCACUUUAUUCACACCAACACUAACAAGUAUUCACUGUAAUACAGUUCGGCGUUUACCAACACAUUUCUUAUUUCAAAACAAAAAAGGACGCCAUGGAAAAUUUAACACUGCAGCAAUUAAUUGAUCUUCAGAAUAUACAAAAAGAGUUGAACAGUAUUAAGGAUACCUAUCUAAAGACCUACCGCCAGGUCCUCAAAAAGAAAUUUAAAACAGAACUAAACAAUUUAGUCCGGGCUGAUUUCAACAUAGUAAAAUCCGAGUUAAAAGUUCCACCAUUACCGGCCCUUCCUGUCGAAGAAGAGAGAAAUGCAUCCGCGAUACAAUUCAGCGAGUUGGCUAAGGACUACGAAUUCACUAUGGACUGUUUGUCCUUGCUGUAGGAUUGCUCCGAUCGGUCUUUGGUGCUGUUAAGCCAAUAUCCACGAAGCACGCGAUAUGUGUGCUGCAGGCAUUCCACCGAGGGGGAUUGGCUCUAGGAAUACAGAUUAUACACAUUACAUAAGGAAUUAUUGACAGUAGUGGACCUUACAUUAAAUAACGGUACGAUGGGCCGUUUAUUGAACUCG
Drosophila ficusphila is the source of this 571-nucleotide messenger RNA. RefSeq lists its product as uncharacterized. The record is from RefSeq and is a predicted model, not a curated record. The transcript has 4 exons. NCBI's taxonomy places the organism in Eukaryota, Metazoa, Arthropoda, Insecta, Diptera, Drosophilidae. The coding region runs from base 98 to 385 and encodes 95 amino acids.